AUGUGUAAAAGUUUUUCUAGUAGUGAUGAUUAUGAUCACAUUUAAAAUGGUAGAGAUUGGCCUAAUAUUCAUGAAUAUUGCUUUGGAAAAUAAACAUAAUCUUCAGUUAAUCUAGAUAAGAAUUAUACAAAAAGCAAAUUUAGAAGACUUAAUCUUUAAUUUUAGGAAGAUGACAUAAACUUUUUUCACAAAUACAAACCAACAUGA
This is a messenger RNA of Paramecium sonneborni, 207 nucleotides long. The record is from the annotation of a GenBank genome assembly. Lineage: Eukaryota; Ciliophora; Oligohymenophorea; Peniculida; Parameciidae.